Asparagus officinalis (garden asparagus) is the source of this 4691-nucleotide messenger RNA. Its product is annotated as ABC transporter C family member 10-like. Gene Ontology annotation, cellular component: plant-type vacuole; vacuolar membrane. Gene Ontology annotation, biological process: transmembrane transport. Lineage: Eukaryota; Viridiplantae; Streptophyta; Magnoliopsida; Asparagales; Asparagaceae. Gene Ontology annotation, molecular function: ATP binding; ABC-type transporter activity; ATP hydrolysis activity. The record is from RefSeq and is a predicted model, not a curated record.
AUGUGGUGCGCAAGUUGUCAUCAACUGUGAUCCAUGUCACCCUUGCAAAUAUUUUCUGCAAUCUUCAAUAUCUGUUUAGGGUUGUCUUAUCUUGCUCUUGGUUUAUGGCUGUUGGAAGAGAAGUUUAGGAGAGGGGAGGAUCUUUUCCCUCUCCAUUGGUGGUUGGUGGUGCUAUCUCAGAGCUUGACUUGGGUGGUCAUGGGGUUGGUUGUAUGCAUCAGAACCAAACAAGUAGGCGAAGCCUUCAUUAGGAUCUGGUCAGGGCUGGCUAGUAUCUGUGCUGGAUUCCUUUGCAUUUCGUCAGUCUUAGCUCUUCUCAUAGAAAAGAAAACCUCAAUUAGAAUCAUUCUAGACGUUUUAUCACUGCCUGGAGCUGUUCUGUUGCUUCUUUGUGCCUUUAAAGGAGCUAAAGAGGAUUCUGAAAGCAACGACCAUUCUUUCUAUGUGCCUUUGACUGGUGAUUCCAUCACCAGCCCAGAUGAUUUGGACGGAUUUGUGACUCCUUAUGCGAAUGCUGGAUUCUUGAGUCGAAUGUCAUUUUGGUGGUUGAACACUUUGAUGAAGAAAGGGUAUCAGAAGGCACUUGAUGAAAAGGAUAUUCCUCGGAUGGGUGCAACUGACCGAGCAGAAAGCCGUUACUCUUUAUUUCUUGAGAGAAUCGACCGACAAAGCAGGGAUGAUCUGAUCACUUCACCAUCCUUCUUCUGGACAAUAGUUGAUUGCCAUAGAAAAGAAAUUCUAGUUUCUGGGUUAUUCGCAUUGCUUAAAGUACUAACCCUUUCUGCAGGACCGAUGCUUUUAAAUGCAUUCAUUAAAGUCUCGGUAGGGUUGGGGACUUUUAAAAAUGAAGGUUAUGUGCUGGCACUGGGGAUGUUCUUGGUGAAGUUUCUUGAGUCAUUGUCUCAAAGGCAGUGGUAUUUCAGGACAAGGACUCUAGGCCUUCAAAUCCGGUCCUUACUAUCAGCUGCUGUGUAUCAGAAGCAACUGAGGUUGUCGAGCUCUGCUAAAUUGAUCCAUUCUUCUGGAGAGAUCAUGAACUAUGUGACUGUUGAUGCUUAUAGGAUUGGAGAGUUCCCUGUUUGGUUUCACCAAACUUGGACUAUAAUCCUCCAACUUGGAAUUGCUUUGGUAAUUCUCUAUCAUGCUGUUGGCCUAGCAACAAUCUCAUCCAUGGUGGUUAUUAUAGCAACGGUGCUCUGCAAUGCUCCUGUGGCAAAACUACAACAUAAGUUCCAGACAAGGCUUAUGGAAGCUCAGGAUAUGAGGCUGAAGGCUAUGUCAGAAGCUCUGGUAAAUAUGAAGGUGCUAAAGCUUUAUGCUUGGGAAAAUCAUUUCAGGAAAGUGAUAGAAGGGUUGAGGGGAGAAGAAUGUACUUGGCUUUCAGCGUUUCAAAUGCAACGAGCCUACAACAGCUUCCUUUUCUGGUCGUCCCCUGUCUUGGUUUCGGCUGCCACCUUCUUGACUUGCUAUCUUCUUGAGAUCCCUCUUUAUCCUAGCAAUGUCUUCACAUUUGUAGCAACAUUACGUCUUGUACAAGAUCCUGUUAGAUCGAUCCCUGAUGUUAUUGGAGCCUUUAUUCAAGCAAAGGUUGCAUUCGGUAGAAUAGUCAGGUUUCUUGAUGCUGCUGAGCUGCAUACUGGGAUUAUCAGAGGUAAGACCACUAUGAACAUUGAGCACCCACUCAUGAUUAAGUCAGCAAACUUUUCAUGGGAAGGGAAUCCGUCAAAGCCAACACUGAAGAAUAUAAGCUUGGAACUGAAAUCUGGGAAGAAGGUGGCCAUAUGUGGAGAAGUUGGUUCAGGGAAGUCUACUCUUUUGGCUGCAAUCCUCGGGGAGAUCCCAAGUACAGAAGGCACAAUUCAAGUUUUUGGAAAGCUUGCAUAUGUAUCUCAAAAUGCAUGGAUCCAGACUGGUACCGUGCAAGAGAAUAUUCUAUUUGGAUCUAUAAUGGAUACCCAAAGGUACCGAGAAACCCUAGAUAAGUGUUCAUUAGUAAAGGACCUUGAGAUGCUACCAUUUGGAGAUCUUACUGAAAUAGGAGAAAGAGGGGUAAAUCUCAGUGGUGGACAGAAGCAGCGCAUCCAACUUGCUCGUGCAUUGUAUCAAGAUGCCGAUAUGUAUCUUCUAGAUGAUCCUUUUAGUGCUGUUGAUGCUCAUACUGCAACCAGCUUAUUCAAUGAAUAUGUAAUGGGAGCUCUUUCCGAAAAGACAGUGCUACUAGUCACCCAUCAAGUGGAUUUUCUUCCAGCAUUUGAUUCAAUUCUGUUGAUGUCAGAUGGUGAAAUUCUUCGAGCUGCUCCCUAUCAGGAACUCCUAGUGUCUAGCAAAGAGUUCCAGGAACUGGUCCAUGCUCAUAAAGACACUGUUUGUGCUGAAGGAAUUGAAAAGAUGGUCUCUCAUGAAACAAGUGAGGUGUCUACAGAGGAGAUAAAGCGAACCCACAGUAUUGAUCCGCAGAGAACCACUCAAUCUUCAGCAGAGGAUCAAUUGAUCAAGAAAGAGGAGAGGGAGUCAGGGAAUAAUGGUCUAAAGCCAUACCUGCAGUACCUAAAUCAAAAUAAAGGCUUCUUGUAUUCUUCUCUAGCAGCUCUUUCUCAUGUGAUAUUCAUAGCUGGACAGAUCUCCCAAAACUCAUGGAUGGCCGCCAAUGUUCAAAAUCCUGAUGUGAGCACACUACGACUCAUCACAGUCUACUUGGCAAUUGGGUGCAGUACAGCCAUAUUCUUGUUAUCUAGAUCUCUAUUCAUCGUUGUUUUAGGUCUCCAGUCAUCAAAAUCCUUGUUCUCUGACCUGCUUAAUUCACUCUUCCGUGCUCCAAUGUCAUUCUUUGAUUCCACUCCUCUGGGGAGGAUACUAAGUCGGGUCUCCUCAGAUCUGAGCAUCGUCGACCUUGAUGUGCCAUUUAGUUUAAUUUUUAGCAUCAGUGCUACUUUAAAUGUGUAUAGCAACCUUGGGAUAUUGGCUAUUAUUACCUGGCAAGUUCUAUUUGUUUCUGUACCAAUGAUUUACCUUAUCAUUAGAUUGCAGGCCUACUAUUUAGCUACUUCAAAGGAGUUGAUGCGGAUCAAUGGCACUACAAAAUCCCUUGUGGCAAAUCAUUUAGCUGAAUCUGUUGCAGGAGCAGUAACAAUCAGAGCUUUUGAGGAAGAGGAUCGGUUUUUUGCUAAGAAUUGAGAGACUAUGGGUGCCGCUGUUCUUUCAACAUCAGCCCUUGUUAUGGCCCUUCUUCCUCCUGGCACUUUUAGCUCAGGAUUUGUUGGAAUGGCCUUGUCAUAUGGUUUUUCAUUAAACAUGUCCCUUGUUUUCUCCAUCCAAAAUCAAUGCACACUUGCCAACUACAUCAUCUCUGUGGAAAGGCUGAAUCAGUAUAUGAAUGUACCAAGUGAGGCCCCAGAGGUCAUCAGAGGCAACAGGCCACCACCCAACUGGCCUUCUGUUGGUAAAGUGGAGCUCCGCGACUUGAAGAUCCGGUAUAGGCCAGAUACUCCCCUUGUUCUCCGAGGAAUCAGUUGCAUAUUUGAAGGAGGGCACAAAAUUGGGAUAGUUGGUCGGACUGGAAGUGGGAAAACAACUCUAAUAGGUGCUUUGUUUCGCCUAGUUGAGCCAGCAGGAGGGAAAAUAAUUAUUGAUGGUCUUAAUAUUGCCACAAUUGGACUCCAUGACUUGAGAUCUCGUUUUGGAAUCAUACCUCAAGAUCCGACCCUUUUCCAUGGAUCCGUCAGAUACAAUCUGGAUCCUUUAGGGCACCAUACUGAUCUGCAAGUAUGGGAGGUGCUUGAAAAAUGUCAACUUCGAGAAGCUGUUCAAGAGAAAGAACUGGGUCUGGACUCACCUGUUGUUGAAGAUGGAUUGAACUGGAGUAUGGGGCAGAGGCAGUUGUUUUGCUUGGGGCGUGCUCUGUUAAGGAGAAAUCGUAUAUUAGUACUUGAUGAAGCCACAGCAUCAAUUGAUAAUUCAACAGAUGCCAUUCUUCAGAAAACUAUAAGAAAAGAAUUUGCAGAUUGCACUGUAAUAACGGUGGCCCAUAGGAUCCCAACUGUAAUGGACUGCACAAAGGUGCUUGCUAUCAGUGAUGGGAAAUUGGUGGAGUAUGACAGACCGAUGAAACUGAUGAAAAGAGAGGGAUCAUUGUUUGGAGAACUUGUUAAAGAAUAUUGGUCGCACACUGCAGCUUCGGAUGUUCACAAACCCGCUGAAUAACAGUAAGAGCUGUCAACAGAAGAAUAUAUCCAGUUUUGGUAUUACUAUUCUCACACUGAUAGGGAUUUCAAAGGUUAAAAAGGAAGGAGUCCAGAUUCUAUGUUAUAAACAGAAAAAUAUAUCCAGUUUUGAUGUUAAUAUUCUCACACCUGUAAGGGUUUCAAAAGUUCAACAGGAAGGACUCCAGCUUCUAUCUUAUCUUAUAAAUUGGUAUAGUAAAUUAGUGGAGAUAUCUAGUCUGGUUCAAAAAUCACACCGAGCGCAUCUCAGGCAUCAUGCACUGGAAAUAGAAAGCAAUUUAGCUUCAGCUUUGUGCUUGUAGAUUCACUUUCUUAGGAGUUAUGAAGUAUAUCUAUUUUCUUUGGACAACAUUUCUUGUUAAUGAGUUUAUCCAUCACUGUUUUGAGUGUGUGCUGGCAUUUGUUACUUAUUCUUAGCUAGCUUCAUGCAUAUGGAGCUUGUUCUGCUUUGGCUUUAUUUUUUUUCACUCC